Dunckerocampus dactyliophorus (ringed pipefish) is the source of this 3161-nucleotide messenger RNA. RefSeq names its product SCY1 like pseudokinase 2 (gene scyl2). Bases 169 to 2913 code for a protein of 914 amino acids. Gene Ontology annotation, molecular function: ATP binding; protein kinase activity. The record is from RefSeq and is a predicted model, not a curated record. The transcript is spliced from 19 exons. Gene Ontology annotation, biological process: protein phosphorylation. NCBI's taxonomy places the organism in Eukaryota, Metazoa, Chordata, Actinopteri, Syngnathiformes, Syngnathidae.
UGUUCUUGCUAGCCUAGCAGGCUAGCUAAUUCUGUAUGCGACUUGAAAACAUGAGCGCUCUGAGUCACAGCCUUCAGUGACAGCGCUCCUUUUGGAGUCUGCUUUAAUUUUUUUUAAAGGGGGAAUCACUUGAAGACAUCUUAUCAAUCUGCCUGGUCCGCCUUCGACAUGGAGUCAAUGCUGAACAAGCUGAAGAGCACAGUGACCAAAGUGACGGCCGACGUCACCAGCGCCGUCAUGGGCAACCCCGUGACGCGGGAGUUUGAGGUGGGCCGACACAUCGCCAGCGGCGGUCCCGGCAUGUGCUGGAGGAUCUACAAUGGCACCAAGAAGUCCACCAAACAGGAAGUGGCCGUGUUUGUGUUUGACAAGAAGAUGAUCGACAAGUACCAGAAAUUUGACAAGGACCAAAUUAUCGACUCCCUGAAGCGAGGGGUACAACAGCUGACGAGGCUGCGGCACCCCCGCCUCCUGACGGUGCAGCAUCCUCUGGAAGAGUCAAGAGACUGCCUGGCCUUCUGCACAGAGCCCGUCUUUGCCAGUCUGUCCAACGUGCUUGGCCAGUGGGACAACCUGCCCAGCCCGGUGCCCAAUGACAUCAAGGAGUACAAGCUGUAUGACGUGGAGACAAAGUACGGCCUGCUACAGAUCUCAGAGGGGUUGUCCUUCCUGCACAGCGGAGUCAAAAUGGUCCACGGCAACUUGUGCCCAGAGAACGUUAUCCUCAAUAAGAGCGGGUCGUGGAAGAUUAUGGGUUUUGAUUUCAGCAUUUCAACAAGCAACCCGUCCGAUGCUGAGCCCAAGUACUCCUGCAAGGAAUGGGAGCCCAACUUGCCGCCGCUCUGCCUCCCCAACCCCGAGUACCUGGCCCCGGAGUACAUCCUGUCCGUCAGCUGCGACACGGCCUCCGACAUGUACUCGCUGGGCGUGGUCAUGCACGCCGUCUUCAGUGAGGGCAAGCCUGUUUUCCAAGUCAACAAGCACGACAUUUUUAAGAGCUUCAGCCGGCAGCUCGACCAGCUCAGCAACAUCAGUCCGGCGCUGCUGAAUAAGAUACCGGAGGAGGUGCGAGACCAUGUCAAAAUGCUGCUCAGCGUCACGCCCAACGUCCGACCAGAUGCCGACCAGAUGACCAAGAUCCCGUUUUUUGACGACGUUGGCGCAGUAACCCUCCAGUACUUUGACUCGCUCUUCCAGAGGGAUAACUUGCAAAAGUCCCAAUUCUACAAAGGCCUCCCCAAAGUCCUGCCCAAACUCCCCAAGAGAGUGGUGGUCUACCGCAUCCUGCCGUCGCUCACCUCUGAAUUUGUCAAUCCGGACAUGGUGCCCUUCGUGCUGCCCAACGUGCUGCUCAUUGCCGAGGAGUGCACCAAGGAGGAGUACGUGCGCCUCAUCUUGCCCGACCUCACACCCGUCUUCAAGCAGCAGGAGCCCAUCCAGGCUAGUAACAUGAUCCUGCUCAUCUUCCUGCAAAAAAUGGAUCUCCUCUUGACCAAAACACCGGCGGAGGACAUCAAGAACAGCGUGCUGCCGAUGGUUUACAGAGCCCUGGAAGCGCCCUCUGUGCAGAUCCAGGAGCUGUGCCUCAACAUCAUCCCAACAUUUGCCAACCUGAUCGACUAUCCCUCCAUGAAGAACUCCCUCAUCCCUCGAAUCAAAUCAGCCUGCCUGCAAACCUCCUCGCUCGCCGUGCGUGUGAACUCGCUGGUGUGUCUGGGAAAGAUCUUGGAGUACCUGGACAAGUGGUUUGUCAUUGACGAGAUCCUGCCCUUCCUGCAGCAGAUCCCCUCCAGAGAGCCAGCAGUACUCAUGGGGAUCCUAGGAAUCUAUAAGUGCACCUUCAGUCACAAGAAGCUGGGCAUCCCCAAGGAGAAUCUGGCCAGCAAGAGCCUGCCGCACCUCGUGUCGCUCAGCAUCGACAACAACCUCAACCUUAAUCAGUUCAACUCGUUCAUGGUGGUCAUCCGAGAGAUGCUGAGCCGCAUGGAGGCCGAGCACAAGACCAAGCUGGAGCAGCUGCACAUCAUGCAGGAGCAGCAGAGGAGUCUGAACAUCUCCAACACAGGGAAGCAAACAGAGGAGACCAAAAGCCAGCUGUCCUCUGGAAACCAGAUCGAUGACAUCUUUGGCAGCGCAGGGGUCAACGGGAAGGAGAACGGGUCCUCGGCGGCGGCAGCAGCCCCGCAGCCCAAUAGGAUGUCUCUGACGCUAGAGGAGAAGCAGCGACUGGCGAAGGAACAAGAGCAGGCGGCCAAACUGAGGAGUCAGCAGCCGCUGGCGCCGCAGAGCAUCAAACCGCCCGCCGGGACCAACUCGCAGACAAAGGAUCUGACCAGCAGCCUUCUAAACAACAUGGCGUCUCUAAACAGUAUGUCCUUAGCCAACAAGCCUCGGCCAUCUUUGGGGCAGGGUGCCCCCGUCUUCCCCGUGGGCUCCAUGGGCACCCCGGUGUCCAACGGCUUCAACCCCGGCAUGGGCUUCCACACGGCCGGCAUGGGGAUGAGCAUGCGGUCUCCAGGCCCCAACGUCUACGGCGGCAUGGCCACCACCACCAGCACCCCCAACUUUGGUGCCCUUGCACAGAAUCAAACACCCGCCGGGCAGAUGAACAAAGGACCGGACUUGUCAGCGCUGGACAGCCUUUUCACAUCCAACAAGCCCAAAGUCACGCUCAACCAAAUUGUUCCAAAGACGGCACCUGGAAGCCACACCCCUUGGCUCGGCCAGUUUGGUUCGGCCCAGAACGCUCAGAAUGCGAUGCAGGGAGCUUCGGCGGGCAUGGGCGGGUUCGGCAUGCAAGCGAACCCUUUUUUCAGCCCGCAGAACUUCUCUCAGACUCCCGUGAGCAUGAACCAAAGCGGGCUUAAGCACAGCACGUCCGCCAACAAUGACCUGAAAGACUUAUUCGGCUGAAAGGGAACACAAGGCAGACGGGUUCUCGCACAGGUGACACUGAUUGAAUGUGAAGAGUUGAAUUGAAAAAUCCUCUCAAGGGUCUUUUGCUGUGUCUAUUUUGGAUCUCUGUCACAUUCUGCACACUCUCGAUUCCAUUUCUAUUUGACCCCAAGGACAAAUUCUUCUUAUAUGCUGUCUUAUACAAAGCUGUGGGUUUCCUACUCUUUUUCUACUUGAUGAGAUAAAUCCCAAAUGUUACUCUCUGA